ACAAUUUGGAGUCGGCUGGCUGCAGCACCGAUGCCAAGCAAGCCGAGUACGCCGUCACUCACAACAUCAUUGCCAUGUUCGAGAACAAGGUCUACGGCCACACAUUCGCAGACCCCAUCCUCGCAAGCCUGGCCAUUCUAGCUGUAAGGAGAGUGCCAUAGGCAGGUCAAGCCAGCGAGUAGCAUACAACUAGUACCUACCCAAACUUCUUCUCCUCGAUCAUCAAGACUCUGUGCCUCUUGGUAUUUCACUCCAAGGUCCUGCGAGAGGAAUCAGCCACACCCGCAAUGGUACACGCCAAACUGGCUGCUCAGAUGACCAGCCUCGGAUGCCACUCUUCCCCAGUUCCCAACCCAACAACUCUGGCAUCCAUCUGCAACAUGCAGGCCAAGCUUUCCAUGAUCCCCCAGGAUGUGAACAGCACCACCCCUUUCGACUGGGUUGAUGAAGCUCGGGAGACCCUGCGCUGCGGUGGAGUUACAGAACUUACAGUCAGCUUACGCAACAUCCAGUACAUGGCAUCGACAGCCAUUGACAACACGCUGGCCAGCUUGCGGACGUGUCUUCUCCUACCCCCCGGCAAUGCCGCCGAUAAAUGGAGCGAGAUUCCAGACCUGCCAACUCACUACUUCGACGACAUCUGCCAAGAUAGCCAUGGGUCUUCAUUCCUGGACCAUCUCGGCGACAGCGCCUGGGUCGCUGCACACAAAGGUUACCUGCUGCAGCUCGUCGACAGUACGCCAGAAAUCAAGUCCCGAUGGCUGGACGACAAUGGGAAACUCCAACAGCCCCAAGCCGAACGUUACCUACAAGAUGUCCAGAGCCUGUUGGCCCACCUGGCCGUAGCCAUGUUCAUCACCAUCGGCCAACUACCUGACGCCGGAGAGCUGCUUGGGCUAUGCCUUGACGGCUCUAGCGUGGCCCGAUGCAACAUGUUCUACGUGCAGGGCCUCAUCGCCAUCUCCUCGGACUGCCUCAGGAGUCGCAACACCUCUCACAAGCCCUGCUCCGUCUGGCGAUUUCUCCCCCCCUCACUCAGCAGAGUCGUGGUCAUCUAUGCGUGCUUGGUACGGCCGUUUGCGCAGGCCGUCUACUUACAUCUGCACAAGGACGACGUCACUGAGCCAUCCCCGCUGUUAUUUACCGAUUUGCUGUGGCAGCACCGCUCGCACGCUCCCCCCGCCCGCAUCCUGGAGCAAGACGACGACCAAGGCCGGUUGCCUGCCCAAACCAGUGCGAUGCCAGGGCAUACUACAGAAACGUUAUCCGACAAUCUCAGGCAACUAUUCAAGGGGAUUACGGGUGAUGACAACCUUAGAGUGCAAAUCUGGAGCCAUAUUGCCAUUCGAUUCACCCUUCAGCAUAUUGCCAAUUCUCUCCUAUUAUAUCGUGCAUUUGAUAAUAUAUCGGGAAAUACUUGUGAUGAUAAUGACGAUGAUGGCAGUGAUGUAUUCCAUCACCAGGCCUCUUACCCGAUAUAUAUAGCCGAGGUAUUAUUCACAACACAGAGCCAGGGGAUAUUACUAUCCAAGAUUGAACUGUUCCUGCAGCUGUUGUAUAUGUGGCAUAUACUGCUCACCCCGUCGUCGGUGAUGAUUCAAUCUUCUUGGCAAUCAGAAUAUGAUCUCGAUGCAGCUGAGGUCAUGCAGAUGAAGCGCUUGAGAGCCAGGAAGGAAAGGCUGCGCAACAAUUCGGCGCUGGCCCAGAUGAUGGGUCUUGACGGUAUUCGGAUGCACCCUCACCAAGAUAGUGCACUGCAGUCUCUCCAGUGCCAGCCUGGUGAUACUCUUCUUGUUGCUGCCGCUGGCAGUGGCAAGAGCGAGGUUUGGAUGCUGGCUACCAAACUGAACUCCGCCGGCAUCACUGUCGCCGUGCUGCCUCUGCCCGCGCUCGUCGAGGACACCCAUCGCCGCCUGUUCCAGUACGGCAUCAACGCAAGCGUCUGGUCUGAAGGCCACGGUAUGCCUUCCCGCCCAUGUGUCAUUAUUCUUCAGCCCGAGGACCUCUCCAAGCAGUCCUGGAAGAAUUAUAUUGCGCCAUUCCAGACCCGGCGCCUUGUCGACCUUGUUGUCAUCGACGAGACUCACAUGGCUCUGGAUAAUACAGCAAACUUCCGCCCGGCUCUCAAGAAUACGGCCAAAAACACCAACAACCUUGCACCGCAGAGACUGCUCAUUACAGCCACACUACCUCCUUCGUUAAAGCGAGCCUUUGAGGAUGUCUAUGGCAAAGUCACCUCCAACAUUAUUCGCAGUUCAACUAACCGUCCCAAUAUCCGGUACAGUUGGAUUCAGUCUGCCAACGAUGACGAGCAGGUGGGUAUUGCUGCCAAGAUUGUGUUGCAGCUAAAGUGUAUGCCGGCCCACAGGGCCAUCAUCCUCCGAUCUCAUUUGGUGCCUUUUCGCUUGCAUCCUUGA
Messenger RNA from Ilyonectria robusta, 2417 nucleotides. RefSeq lists its product as uncharacterized. The record is from RefSeq and is a predicted model, not a curated record. Bases 288 to 2417 code for a protein of 709 amino acids. The transcript has a single exon. Gene Ontology annotation, cellular component: chromosome; cytoplasm. Gene Ontology annotation, molecular function: ATP binding; four-way junction helicase activity; nucleic acid binding. Gene Ontology annotation, biological process: double-strand break repair via homologous recombination. Lineage: Eukaryota; Fungi; Ascomycota; Sordariomycetes; Hypocreales; Nectriaceae.